GACUUUUAUUUCACGAAAGUGCCGAUGUGAAUCAGCCGGUAUCUCCCCCGUUCUCCUUAGAGCAUAUGUCCUUCACAUCCUGAGCUCUGUAAGCUGAGCACCGCAUCUCACACUAACCAUGGCAGCUCAGGUCACUGAAUCAGACCAGAUCAAACAGUUCAAAGAAUUCCUGGGCACCUACAACAAACUAACAGAAAACUGUUUCAUGGACUGUGUUAAAGAUUUCACUACAAGAGAAGUCAAACCAGAGGAGACCACGUGCUCUGAGAGCUGCUUACAGAAGUACCUGAAGAUGACACAGAGGAUCUCCAUGCGCUUUCAGGAGUACCACAUCCAGCAGAAUGAAGCAUUAGCUGCUAAAGCUGGCUUGUUGGCACAGCCCCGAUAAUCAAAAGCUGUUUGUAUGAACUCCAAACCAUUACACCACGCUCUCUCUAUUCCAGUGUGGAGAAAGGGUCGCCAAACUGGACCGGUAAGGGAGAGGACACAGGUGACUCUGAUCUCCAUCGGCUCAUUGGAUAACUGGAUUUUUGGGAUUUUGUUUCCCUGCAGGACAGACAUGAUAGCUUUGUGCAAAAAACAAAAGAUCUUGAUUGUUUUUAUUGUAGCAUGAUGCAAAAUAAAAUGUACCAGUCAACUGUAUUAUUAGAAUUUAAUGGUAUUUUUAAUAGUAUUGUUAGCUGGGUAAAUAAAAAAAGACACUCAAGUCAUAUGUCACCCCAAAAUUAACAAAUUAACAAAUUAAGACUAUUUUUAGGACCAUUAAGAUAUUUACAUUUUCAUGACAAUUAAGCACAUCCCCAUUUCAGUAUUACUGUAGUGCCUUUAAAAAUCUCACUCAUUACUGUAAUGUGAAAGAAAAACAUGUUUUUAAAGAAAUAGUUAACCCAAAACAUUCUCUCAUCAUUUACUCACCCUCAUGCCAUCCGAGAUGUGUAUGAAUUUAUUUUUUCUGUGGAACACAAACUAAGAUUUUUAGAAGAAUAUUUCAGCUCUGUUGGUCCAUACAAUACAAGUGAAUGGUGACUAGGGUAGGGUUGCACCAGCUGUGCGUAAGUUGGGACGUAAAGUUCACACUAAGGUCUUAGUAACUACUAGUUGGUUUGUAACUAAGUCAGUGCUUAAUUCAGUUGCACCACCGAAUGUGUUGAAACUUGACACCGCACUCUGAAAACUGCAUCAUUAGAUCGGUUUCAUGCUGAAGAGCCGCUUAAAAGACAGUUUUUUUUUUUCUCUCUCGUAAAUGUAAACAAGUGUAAAUGCCAACUCCAUAUAUGUCGAAAGGACUGAAGCUUGUCACGCAAAACAUGAGCUCAUUUAUGUCAUCAAAUAUCAGUCUGCUUAUUUAUUCCAUCUGUUACUCCUGGUCGGAGGCUUCUGUAAAUAUUUAGUUUACACGUAGGGUUACGUCCUACCUAAGUUUAAUUGUAAAUGCUCAAAUAUUUAGUAGGGUGUAAAUUGUGACUUAGUGCCCAUUUAUGCCACAACUAGGCUAAGUUGUAACGUACGUAUAGCUGGUGCAACCGGCCCCUGAACUUUGAAGCUCCAAAAAGGGCAGCAUAAAAGUAAUCCAUCUGACUCAACUUGUUGAAUCCAUGUCUUUAGAAGUGAUAUGAGUGUGGGUGAGAGUCCUUUUUUAUCUAAGUCCUUUUUUUUACUAUAAAUCUCCACUUUCACUUUCUUUUGUUUUUUGGCAAUUCAAAUUCUUCAUGCAUCUACUGGGCAGAGAGGAGAAUUUAUAGUAAAAAAAAAAGGACCUACACCCA
Myxocyprinus asiaticus (Chinese sucker) is the source of this 1766-nucleotide messenger RNA. It is a transcript of the gene timm9, whose product is annotated as translocase of inner mitochondrial membrane 9 homolog. NCBI's taxonomy places the organism in Eukaryota, Metazoa, Chordata, Actinopteri, Cypriniformes, Catostomidae. Bases 119 to 388 code for a protein of 89 amino acids. The record is from RefSeq and is a predicted model, not a curated record. The transcript is spliced from 4 exons.